GUCUGUCUCAUGGUGUCUCCCCCCAGGUCUGCCCGAGAUGAGGCUGUUUCUGGUGCUCGUCCUGCUGGGAGCCGUGGCCGGGGGCCCUCUCUCCCAGAGGGCCCUGGAGCUGGAGAGAUCGGACGAGCAGGGCAGCUCCGCUCUGGAGGAGGAGCCCGUGGGGUCGGCGCCGUGCCAGGGGGAAGAACGGGGCUUCGGGGCGAGAGGCGCAAAGCCCCCCCGUUACGAGCUGGAGAACAAGCCCCAGACGUUCGAGGAGGCCAAGAACACGUGCACAAAGCGCGGUGGCUGCCUGGCCUCCAUCCACACCGAAGAGAUCAACAGGAAGCUGUGCCAAAUGUCCAAGCAGGGCCAGGUGUGGGUCGGGGGUAUCAGCUCCUCCUUGGGGGUCACUGGAGAAGCAUCAGCUGUGAGACUCGUCUGCCCUUUAUCUGCGAGAUCCCUUCACGCUUUCCCUGAGGGGUUUCUUCCCCCCCGGGGUCCUGCUGCCCUCCCUGCUGUGCCGGCCUGGGCCCCCUGCUCCAUCCUGCCGGGGGUGCCCCUGCUCCCUGCACCCGGCUCGCCCUGUGCCGCAGGUCCCAGCCCUGCCCCAGCUCCCUGGGGGCAGCCCCACCCCCUGCGCUCAGGCCUGGCCUGGGACUCCCCACAAUAAAACCGCUUCCCUCACCCCGGCCCCGUGUGGCUCCUUCCAAGGCCAGGGCUGAGCCUCUACCCAGCCAGCGGCCUGGCUCCCCCCUUCCCCGUCUCUGCGCGGCCUCCCUCUGGUUCUGGCGCCGGGGCUGCCUGGCUCAGAAUGU
Pelodiscus sinensis (Chinese soft-shelled turtle) is the source of this 797-nucleotide messenger RNA. The record is from RefSeq and is a predicted model, not a curated record. Lineage: Eukaryota; Metazoa; Chordata; Testudines; Trionychidae.